This is a messenger RNA of Peronospora matthiolae, 651 nucleotides long. The record is from the annotation of a GenBank genome assembly. Lineage: Eukaryota; Oomycota; Peronosporomycetes; Peronosporales; Peronosporaceae.
AUGUACGAAGGGAUUGACAACCUGAAAUCCCUUUACGACCGUGCCGGGAAGACUUUCUCCGGCGGUCCUUCUGCGGCACAGGAUGUGUCGCGUCGUACUGCUCGACCAGACCCAGUACGUCAACCAUCAGUUGGGAGCGGGGCUCCCAAGAAUCCCAGGACGGGGGAUAGCCGCGCCACCGGACGAGAUAACUCGUCCGACGUCCGUUCACAUCGCGGUGGUUCAACAGCUGCUCAACUAGAUAGCGCUGGCCACCGCGAGAGUCCUCUAAUGGAGGUGGAGGAGGAGGAAAGACGCUCUCCACACGAUCAUGUGGAUCGGUGUGUUCCCGAGAGCUUCUUUGAUCGCGUAACGCAAGGGUUACGCGACGAUCUCGAGCAUGAGCGGAAUAGGCGUCUCCAGAUGGUGGACACUGCCUCGAAGCAUCGAGCUGAGUUUGCCUUUGCUCAGCUUGAGAACGAGAGAUCUCUGACAUCUCUUCGUGACGAGCUAAGGGUAGCUCGUGGCAUUGUUGAUCGGUCUCGGGCUGAGAUAACUGCUCUUCAGACCCUUGUUGAUGCCCACCAUCGGGAGCACAAGGCUCUCUGCGAGAUGCUUGAGCGCAAGGGCGUUCUUCAUCGGAAGAAGCAGCGUACUGAUGGUACGGCUUAA